UGAGAUCCACCAUUUGAAAUUCAACUGUCGCCGUGUCAUGAAUUGAGCAAUUGAACGUGAAUUGUGAAUUGACAGAGGUGAAUAAAGAGUAAAGGACAUUUAAAAGACAUUUAACUACUAUAUAUAAUAUAUAUGUAUGUUUAUAUACAUAUAAAUUCUAUAAACAUUCUGUGAGAGUGCAAAGUGAAAUAUUUACAAGAACUUUCACAAGGUUUUAAAUCAAAUCAAAUAAAAUGAUUGUGGAAAAAGUGCUGGAGCGUGCUACCAGAUCGGAGCUGUACAGCGCUCUGGCCCUGCUGGUGCUCUCGCUGAGCAUUUACACGUUCUACACACAGCUGCAAACGUAUCUGAGGUCCGUGCUGCUGUCGCUGCGUCUCUCUGGGCCACCUACGCUGCCCUUUCUGGGCAACUGUAUGCUGAUCAAUGAGAAGGAUCUUAUGCGAAAACGCGCCGCAAACGCCUUCGAUCUGUAUGGCUCACUGGUGCGCAUUUGGGUGCUGUUGUUUCCGUUCUUUGUGGUGCUGCAGCCCGAGGAUCUGCAGGUCAUACUCUCCUCCAAGAAGCACACCAACAAGGUGUUCAUCUACAGGCUGAUGCACAACUUUCUGGGCAACGGUCUGAUCACCAGCAGCGGCGACAAGUGGAGCACGCAUCGCAAGCUCAUACAGCCCGCAUUUCAUCUCAGUCUGCUGGAGAAGUUCAUUGAUACAUUUGUGGAUGCGUCGCAGUCGCUGAACGAGCAUCUGGAUGCCUCAGCUCUGGACAUGGAGGUCAACAUAGCCAAAUAUGUCAACAACUGUGUGGUCGAUGUGCUAAAUGAGGCUGUGCUUGGCGUGCCCAUCAAGAAGAAGGGCCUCAUGGAGGAUUCGCCGUUUCGCAAGGGCAAACUGAUGAUACGCGCACGCUUCUUGCAUCCCUGGCUGCUACUGGACGCCAUCUAUCAGCUGACAUCGCUGGCCAGCGAUGAGCUGAAGCAGAAGAAGCGUCUGAACGAUUUUACGCGCCAGAUGAUUAAGAGACGUCGUGAGAUUAUGGCCGAUGCGGCCAACAAUAAUGUGGAGCGCAAAUGCUUUCUGGACUAUAUGAUUGAAAUCUCCGAGAGCAAUCCGGACUUCAGCGAAGAGGACAUUGUCAAUGAGGCGUGCACCUUUAUGUUGGCUGGGCAGGAUUCGGUUGGCGCUGCUGUCGCCUUCACCAUUUUUCUGCUCGCCCAGCAUACGGAUUCGCAGGCGCAAUGCUAUGAGGAGCUGGAGCGCAUCUUUGACCACACCAAUCGGGCGCCCACAAUGAGCGAUUUGCGCGAGAUGCGCUACUUGGAGAUGUGCAUCAAGGAGGCACUACGUCUCUAUCCCAGCGUGCCACUCAUCGCCCGCAAGCUGGGCGAGGAAGUGCGUUUGGCCGACUACACCUUGCCGGCGGGCAGCAACAUCUUCAUUUGCCCAUAUGCCACACACCGUCUGGCGCACAUCUAUCCCGAGCCGGAGAAGUUCAAGCCGGAGCGUUUUAGCACAGAGAACAUGGAGCAGCGGCAUCCAUACGCCUUCAUACCGUUCAGUGCUGGACCGCGCUACUGCAUUGGCAAUCGGUUUGCCAUCAUGGAAAUCAAGACAAUUGUCUCCCGCCUACUGCGCAGCUACCAGAUCUUGCCCGUGCCUGGCAAAACCACCUUCGAGGCCACAUUCCGCAUCACUCUGCGCGCCUCGGGCGGUCUGUGGGUGCGACUGCGGCCACGCCAGCAGCAGCAGGAGACGAUAUAGUGAACAACAAUGGAAGCCAAUUAGUGUAGGGAACGAGACGAAGCCAAUUGUUGUGGGCUGAUCAAAAAUCUAUCUAGAGAAGCGACAUGAGAAGUGGGUCCUCGCUUCGCUCCAUCCUUUUAGCGUAGCUUUAAUCAGUGACUACAUUCGAGAAGUUUGAGGCGGCACAAGUGCAAUUUAAGUGGAGCUCAAACAAGGCAAUGCUUCUUUCAGUUAAUCUUUGUUUAAAUUUAGUAGACGAUCUUUGCUUCUUUCCUCAAACUCAGCUUCAAAUAUGUUAGGAACUAAUUGAACUACUUUCGAAAAGUUUGAGGUGGGAUAAGUAAAAAUUGCGUAGAGUCCUGGCAAAGCAAAGCUUCGCGCUGAUAGGUUUAACAAUUGUUGAGAGCUUUUAAGUUUCUUUUUAUGCUUCUUCCUCUAAGCUCAGCUUAAAUGCUUUGGAGAGAUGAUAGCAGUUAGACUACAUAUGAGAAGUUUGAAGCGAAGAACUUGCAAACGAGUAUUAGAGUCGAAGGUAGCAACCUCAACAUUUUUCUUAUACAACUUUAUAACUUAUCUAACUGUAUAGAAAUCUACAUUGAGCGAGAAUCAAGCAUUUAAAUAUUAUUAUUCCUAAGCUUGCCUCAUGUUUGCCUUUAAUCAAAUUUAAAGAGAGAAACAAUACGCAGCACGAUAAACACUUUACUUCCAAUAAGGCUUCUCUCUUUAUGUUUAGAUUGAGCUGAUUGUUGUAACUUACUUUUGUUAGUCGCAGCACAAACUUCUCGUUCGUAGCCAACCCCUUGAAUAAUUGGUUGGGUCUACAUAUGGAUGCUUGCCCAAUAAUUUUGACAGCGUUUGGCUUCGUUACAUUAACUUUAAUUAGUAUGGUAAAUAGAUGUAUGUAUAUAAAUCGAUACAAUAAUUUAAA
Messenger RNA from Drosophila mojavensis, 2667 nucleotides. It is a transcript of the gene Cyp4aa1, whose product is annotated as probable cytochrome P450 4aa1. The record is from RefSeq and is a predicted model, not a curated record. Gene Ontology annotation, molecular function: heme binding; monooxygenase activity; oxidoreductase activity, acting on paired donors, with incorporation or reduction of molecular oxygen. Lineage: Eukaryota; Metazoa; Arthropoda; Insecta; Diptera; Drosophilidae. Bases 234 to 1757 code for a protein of 507 amino acids. The transcript has 4 exons.